AGUUAACAGUCAACUUCCGGGAAAAGUAAACCGAGUCACAUAGUCAGUGACAGACUAUCACAGUAUGUAAGUCAGCUUCCGUGGAAGAUACAAGCUAAAAUGUUUAAAAGGUUGUUAAACAGGAAGGAGAGUGAAAAGGUUUCAGCAGAAAAUGGUGAUUCCAAGUCCCCACAGGCCACUCCUCAGAGAGUUCCCACCCACACUGAUGAAGCACAAGGUUUUGUCUGUCCGAUUUGUAUGAUAUCUCUCCAGUCGCCUGAAGGAUUACAGGAACACUUUGAGGAGGCUCACGAUGAAAGCAAACAAAGUCAAGGGGAGGGAUUUUUAUGUCCAAUUUGCAAGAAAUCUUUACCAUCUCCUGAAGAGCUCCAGGCUCACUUUGAUUCCACUCAUGAUGAGAAGGCAGUGACAUCAGAAAACAGAGAUGGAGAUGUACUGGCCAUGAGACAAGAAAUUGAAGAUCUGAAAACCUCUCUCAAGGAGGAGAGAUGGUACACCGGGGAACUGAAGAAAGAACUGGAGAGGGUACCUGUGGAAGGAGGGACAAAGGCUAUCCCAUUGUCUGCCCAGGAGAGAUCUGAGUUAGAGAUGAUGAGACUACAGCUGCGGGGUUCAGAAGAAAGUCGCACAUUGUUGAGUUCCGAGGUUCACCAUUUACAAACCAAAAUAUCUGAACUGAACAGUAAGGUAGAGAAUGUGACACUAGAGAGAGACAGGUUCCAGUCAAAGUCAGGAGAAAUGGCCUCCGAGUUGGUUGCAGUAAAAGCCAGAGCAGAUGAAAUUGAAGGCCAACGAGGAGCUCAUGAAGACCACAUUUUGACCCUGAAGCAACAAGUGGAACAGAAAGAGGACCAGAUCAAGGGUCUGGAGAUCCAGCUAAAUCAAAGACCAGGAACAGAGGACGUCCUCGUGUUAAAGCAAGAACUGAUCUCCGUACAGAAGCUGAUGGAUAACAUGACACUGGAACAGGAGAAAGAGAAGGAAGAACUACAGGGUAAAAUGUCAGCGCUAGAGGAGGAGUACAAGGGUAAACUUGAAAGAAUUAGUGAACUGGAAACACAGCUAACUAGCGCUCCUAAAUCUGAGGAAGUUCAGUUACUGCAGACAGCCAUAUCAGAAAAGUCACACCACACAGAGAAGUUACUUACUGAGAUCAAAGAAAAGGACUCUACCAUAGAAAACCUGACUCAGGAUGGAAAUAAGAUUAAAGAGGAGUUACAAAAAUCCCAAAGUAGAAUAGAAGAAAAAGACACAAGUAUAUCCAAACUUCAAGGUGACCUAGAUGAAGUUUCUAAGGAUCUAGAAACUGUCAGACACCAGUUACAACAGAAGGAGGACCAGUUUAAUCAGCUUCAGUCUGACUUGCAGAAGGGCCAACAGCAGAGCACUUCUGUGAAUCAGAUGUUGCUGGAAAAGUCCAAUCAAAUUGCAGAAUUAGAGUCAGCCCUGGAUAGUCGGGUAUCAGAUCUCAACCAAUCAAAACAAAACUUGGAGGCUUUGCAGAAAAAAAUGGAAGAAACAUCACAAGAGUUACAGAAGAGCCAAGAGACUGCACACGAGAGGGAGAAACAAAUAAGUGACUUAGAAAAAACCCUGACAGACAAUAAGACUCAGGCCCAGGAACAGCUUCACAAGAAGGAACAGCAGCUUAAUGAGGCCAAAACAGAACUAGAAAAGAUCCAGGCAGCAUGUGAUACCAGAAGUUCCCAGAUUUCAGACCUGGAGCAACAGCUAAACACGAUGACACAGCAUUAUCAGGACGAGUGUACAGCAUCUGAUGAACUGAAAACCAACCUCCGAGACAAAGAGCAACAAAUGGAGGAGGAAAGCAGAAAAAUCACAGCCAGAGACCAGAAGAUAUCAGAGUUAGAUUCUCUGCUGGGAUCAUUGAAGGAAGAAAUGGGCCGAUUAGAAACGGAGAGAACAGAUCUCAUAGCCAAGAUCGAAGCCGGUGAGGGGACACAGACCGUUAUCAAUCAGUUGAAACAGGAAAAGACAAUACUCCAAGAAAAACUAUCUCAGCUGGAGCAGUCACUCGAGUCACAGAAAUGUGAGAGUGAAGAGAAGAUAGAAAAUCUUCACAAGCAACUGAAAGAGGUCAGAGGUCAACUACAAACAGCUCAGGACAAAACACACAAACAGAAGUCUGCUCUGGAAGAAAAGACAGAGAAAAUUCAAACUGCACAACAGAAAAUUCAACAGCUGGAGGGUGAUUUGAAGACAAAGAGUGAGCUGCUUAUUGCAGCUGAAGCGGCCCGGUCAAGCCAGAGAGCUGACCUAGAAAAUCACAUUAAAACAUCACAGAAUAUCUUGGAGGAAAAAUCUGGAGAGCUUGCAAAAGCCCAGAAACAGAUAGAGCAGAUGUCCCAGGAAGUUGCGUCUAAGAAGGAAAAGAUCACAACCUUGGAGAAUUCUAUUAAGGGACUCCAAGAGAAGACAAAUGCUUUGUCACAGCAGACUGUGGUGCUGGAACGACAGCUCAAAGAAAAGACAGCAGCUUUUGAUAAAAGUUCAUCCCACUCGACUGAUCUAGAGGGUCAGUUAUCUACUGAGAAGGCAAGUAACAAAGACCUGAAACAACGGCUGACUCAACUGGACAAGGACCGUAACUCUGAGAAGAAAGCUCACGAGACAGAAGUUAGUAAAUUAAAGGGAGACAUAGAAAAACAGACCACAGAGAGGAAAGCCAUGGAGGCACAGAUCACCACAUUGAAAUCUGAGGGAGACACAAAAGUUAAAACAAUUAAAGAAAAAACCAAAGAGGUGGAAUCCCUGAGGAAAGAGAAGGGUGACAGAGAGAAAGAGCUAAAGGAGUCGAAGGCUGCCCUCGGGAAGAUGGAACAGAACCACGCUGCAGAAGUGAAGAGACUACAGGAUGAAAUGAGUCAAGCACAAAGUUCAGCUCAGGAAAAACACAGCAGUCUCCUGCAGCAGAUUGAUGCUGCCAAAGAUGAGAAGUUUAAAUUGUUUGAAGAAAGGUCAGGACUGGAGAAAAAGAUUGUGGAGCUGGAGGCAUCAAUCAAGGCUACAGAAAAAGAAAUCAAAGCAAUGGUAGACACACAUGCUAAGGAAAAGACAGCAUUAGAGGGUGAGUUCAAGAAGAGAGAAGCUGAACUGAAAGCAGAAAUGAAUACUCUGUCUGUAGAAUUGAAUGAUGUCAAGUCCCAGCUGAACACAGAGAGGGAAUCUCUAUCCACAAAGACAGAGUCUGAGAGUUCUCUCAAGAGCAAGAUGUCAGAUUUAGAGUCAAAGAAGAGGGAAUUGGAAGAAACCAUUGAAAGGUUGAAAUCUGAGCUGGAGACAGAGAAAGAAAAUCUAGCACAGCAGAAGGAGAUCAGUGAUCUGAAAACACAGCAACUACAGACAAUGAUAGAGGACAAAGUAUCGGAGGCCGAAAAACUGCAGGGGCAGAACAAGGAACUUCAAGAAAAGUUUGAGAAAACUGUUAAGGAAGGAGAAAGUCUUAAGGCUGAUAAAGCAGAUCUACGUGGGAAGGUGGAGGAACUUCAGAAGGAGUUGAAUGACUCCAGAGAGAAGGAGGGGGAUCUCAAUCAAUCAUUUGAGGAGCUCAGUGAGAUUCGAAAUGCGAUGAAUACCCAGAUGGUUCAAUUGGACAAAGAUCUGGCAGAAUUCAAAGAGAAAGCCGAGAAAUAUCAGAAGGAAAAGGAAUGUUUGGAAUCAGAAGUUGAAGAACUUGAGAAAAAAUAUGGAGAGACAAAAAUUACAAGUGAUUCAUAUGAAAAGGACAUUGCAAACCUCAAGACAAAUCUGGACAGAGAAAAGUCAGAGAGGAAACAGGAAGUUGGGAGUCUUGAGGAAGCUAAGGAACUGCUAAUUAGCCAGAAGUUGGAGCUGACCAAUCAAAUGAAAGAUCUUAAAGAGCAUCAUGAACAGGUCAAUUCAAAACAAAAGGAGGAGAUGGAGGCAGCAAGAAGUAAACAACAAACUCUACAGGAGGAAAGUUCUAAACUACAGAACAGACUGAACGUUGCUGAACAAGGGCGAGAAGACAUUCAGAGACAAGCAGAUGAAGAGAGGGCCAAGUUCGAGGUUCAGAUGUCUGUUCUGAAUGAGAACUUGACCACCAUACGUGGAGAUCUUGUGUCCACCCAAACAGCUCUGGAAGAGGCAAGCAAACUCAACGAUCAACUGAGAGGGGAAAAACUUGAAAUGGAGGCCAAAUUAGAAAACAACAAUGAUGAAAGAAGAAUUUUACUGGAAAGAUGCUUAACAAGUGAAGAGGAAUGUGAGAAAUUGCGACAGAAGUCUACAGAUCUGAAACGAAAACUGGAUGAUACACAGGCAGCUUUACAAGAACUGGGGAGAGAGAACCAGUCUCUACAGAUCACCACAACAAAAGUAAGCAGCAGGAAAUGGGCAGAUGACAGUGAAGUCAAGGAGUGUAUGAGCUGCAACAAAGGAUUCUCAGUCACUGUCCGACGGCACCACUGUAGAAACUGUGGCAAUAUAUUCUGUAAUGAGUGCUCAUCAAAAGAAGCCAGAUUGGCCCUGGCUAAAAAACCAGUCCGAGUGUGCGAUAACUGUUUCCGUGACAUCACUCGCAAAAAAUGAAGAUAACAGCGCAGUUGAUCUGAAAAAUGACAUAAAACUUGUACCUGUGUGUAUAGAACUUUCCAGCUCCUAACACAUGCAGUGAUGAGACCAAAGUCCACGUGAUGCGUAUCGAAAAAAAUACAAAGUGCAUGACUGUUGAAUUAUGUUAAUUACACUGAACUAUUAUGUAUAUUUGUCUAUCGUGUUUAUUACACACUUGGACUCUUAAGUACUGAUAAUGAAAACAUGUGUACGAUCUGUUAAUUGGUAGUUUGAAAACAAUUUGCAAUUACAGAAAGCACAAUAGCCAUGACCAAGAGAACCAUGGGUUACACCAUUCAUCUUUUCCCUGUAAGACAUGUGAACUUGAAAACCCUACAGUGACCCCAUUUUGCACGUGUAGGGCACAUUUGUUUGUUUGCUUGACGUCCCUUUGAGAAAUGACACGUGAUGUUAACUGUAGAUGAAGUACCACAAAUUCAGACAUAUGCUUAGCGCAGUGUCAAUGCCUGCCGCUACCUCGGUUUCAGGUCUCAUGCAAAAGACCCAUCAAUGUACAUGAUUGUCGAUUAAAUAUGUUAAGUAAAGUGAACUAUGUAAAACUUAUACGGUACCAAUUUUGAUGCACCAGAUGCGCAUUUCGACAAAUAAUGUCUCUUCAGUGAUGCUCAACCGAAAUCUUUGAAAUCCGAAAUAACUAUGAAGUUUUAGAGCUAAAUAUAGCCAAAAACAGCGUGCCAAAAAAGUGGAGCCAAAUUCGUCCAAGGAUAAGAGCUAUGCAUGAGGGAGAUAGUCCUUAAUUUUGAAAUGAAUUUCUAAAUUUUGUAACAGCAAUUAAAUAUGCAUCCGUAUUUUCAAGCUAGUAACGAAGUACUUAGCUACUGGGCUGUAGAGACCCUCGGUGAGUAACAGUUCACCAGCAGAGGCCUCGACCCAGGGGUCAUAAUGUAAAACUUAAACGGUACCAAUUUUGAUGCACCAGAUGAGCAUUUCGACAAAUAAUGUCUCUUCAGUGAUGCUCAACCGAAAUCUUUGAAAUCCGAAAUAACUAUGAAGUUUUAGAGCUAAAUAUAGCGUGUGUUUGAAACACGUGGAAUCCAUGUCGCACUGAUAAGGAAAACAUGUGUAUGAUAUUAAUGGUUCUUUGUCAAAACAAUUUUCAAGGCAAUUACAGAGUAUAAUAACCACGACCAGGAGGCCCAUGGGUUACACAAUGCAUCCAUCUUUUUCCUCCCCGAGACAUAUAAACUUCAAAACCCUAUUGCGGCUAUAUUUUGCACCUAGGGAACAUUUGUUUGUUUGGGUUUUUUUGGGUUUUUUCUUUGUUUGUUUGUUUUUGUUUUUUGUUUUUGUUUUUUGUUUGUUUGCUUUACGCCCCUAUGAGAUUUUUUAACACCACACCAGCUGUAGGUGUCAGAAGUGCAGCAAAUUGAGUCAUAUGUAUUGCACACAGUGCCAUCUAGGGCUGUGUUCAAUAUCAUACCUGCUAGCCUAGCUAUGUAUAUUAAAUGCACUGUAUGAAGGGUGAAGAUAACGAACAGUGAUCAAUCUCAUAACUCCUGUAAGCAAUACAAAAUAGAGAGUUGGGCAAACACGGACCCCUGGACACACCAGGGGUGGGAUCAGGUGUCUAGAAGGAGUAAGCAUCCCCUGAACUAAAAUUGUUAUCCCUACGUAGGCCUAGCCUAGCACACGGUUCAAGAUUAUAGCGAUACCGAGUCCUACGUAACCGCUACGAUCUUGAACGCAGCCCAGAUGUAAGGUACCGGAAUCUACCGAAGUUUGCCGAAUGUCUCGACUCGUCAGAGGGACACAGACUACCAAUCAUUAUGCUAUAGAUUCCUUUAUAACAUGAAAAUUAAUAUUUAAAAAAUCCACCGCCUCAACUUACCUAACAUUUGGCACAGAGUUAGAACAAUGAACAAUUCAAGUCCCAAAAUAUUUGUGAACCUGAGGAAAAUCCACAGAACACACGUCCUGUUAUGACACCGCAAGUAACCCCUACCCUGCAUAUUUCCAUUUGAGAAGCAGGAAAACAAAGGCCUAUUUACGCCUUUCCUACUAUGCACUUAAGAGCAAAAUUUCCCAUUAUUAUAAUUUUUUAAAGACCCUUUCCUUUCCAUCAAUGCCCUAAAAUAACACAAUUCCACCCCAUAUACAUCCCCAAGAAUUUAAAGAAAAAACCUCUAUUUAUAAACUGGCACUACUCACGGAACACAGGCACUCGACGUUUUAAAUAUCUAUAAUUUAAAAAAAAAUGUUUUUCUGUAAACAUAAUAUUAUGUUUACAGAAAGACAAUUUUUUUUAUCAUAGAUAUUUAAAAAACGUCGAGUGCCUGUGUUGCGUGAGUAUUCUAUAACCAGAGAUGAGUACACGGCGCCAUCUUUGCAUAGUAAACAAUUAGACGGUCACGUCAAACGUCUAUAACGAUUGAGGGGCAUUUCCACUGCAAUGUGACACAAGUUGAAGCCAUAGGAACAUAUAUAUACGCUUGACGUGUUCUAGGAAUAGGUUCCCUCGGUCGUAUCAAUAAAAUACAAAAUCAAAUGGUACAAUGGCUUUCUUUGGGAUAUGAAGGCUACAGGUAUUGCAAAAAUAAAAGUUCUUCAAGCGUUGUGUUUUUUUUGUUUUUUUUUAUCGCCUUUUAUAAUCAUGCAAACAGUUUGACUGCUUGGUGUCGAGGAGCAAAAAUAAAAAUUUAUUUAAAAGAUUGCAUUAAUUUUGAUGGUUUUGGGCCCAUUAAUUACUCGGGUCCUAGAAAGGCAGACACCAUGAAAUUCAAACUUAUUGUUCCCCAAUACCAAUAGAUGCUAUAAAAUUAAAUGAAUUAGAAUUGGCAACUCAGCCUUUGAAGAGAAGACGCUCAAAAUAUUCAGAAUCGGGAAAUCUGACAUCAGAAAAAAAAUUAUAAGUCAAUAACUUGUACCUAUUGAAAAAUGCUCAGUAGAAAACACCCUAAAUUUCCGCCAGAUAGAUAGCUCCUACUAGAAGGCUAAAAACAAAAACAAAAAUUCUUUGUUUAAUUUCCGUCAGGUAAAUGCUUUAAACGCUACCCGAGGGGGGGGGGUGAAAAUAAAUAUACACGAAUUCUAUAAACGUAUCAAACAAACAUCCAAAUCCAAAUGAAAAAAAAACAAACCCAAAACCUGAUUACUUGGGCGUUUGUUGAUGUUGAUUAAGUCCCAAAAGAAUGAUAUACAGUGUAUAUGUUGAAUGGAAGAUAUUAUAUAGUUGCUGCUCUCUCUAAAAGAAUUAUUAUGCACAUCAAUUGAAUCAAUGAUAUUGAUUCAGUUGAUAUCAUCAAUUUAUUUGAGAAGAUCAAGAUCAACAAUUCAAUUAUAGCGCUCAUCAACUCAUUAGAAUAAUUAAUGCUAUCAACAACGUAAUAAAUGCGCGCAAUAAUUCAAAAUUAAAGAUAGCAAUCAUUAUUUGAAGAAACCUUUAAUUCAAUUGGUGUGUGCAUCAAAUGAUUUAAUCAUUAAAGAUAUUUUCAAUCAUUGAGUUGGUGUUCAAUUUUUGAGUUGAUGUUAAUUUUGGCGCUCCAUAUUUAUGCAUGUAAGUGCAUGGUAUCGUAUCU
Molecule: messenger RNA, 8132 nt
Organism: Ostrea edulis (European flat oyster)
Lineage: Eukaryota; Metazoa; Mollusca; Bivalvia; Ostreida; Ostreidae
Product: early endosome antigen 1-like
Exons: 43
Coding region: 100-4572 (1490 amino acids)
Biological process (GO): endocytosis
Cellular component (GO): early endosome
Molecular function (GO): metal ion binding; 1-phosphatidylinositol binding
Source: RefSeq, a predicted model, not a curated record